ACUUGAAGAUGCUUUAACCUGUCCGAUGAAAUGGUAACGAGAAAUACUGAAAUACGCAUGAAAACGUCUGUUACAAGAAGAUAAGACCCUAUUCUAUUUCUGUCCUGUGUAGACAGCGUUUUUAUAAGUACCUUGAAACGAAGGGUAGUUAUUCAUAAUUUGAUACGAUCAACGAAUAAAGAUGGAAAUAGCAAAAAUAUCUGGCGACAAUAGUGUAAACUUUCUAAUUAAUGGAGCACUAUAUUCAAUAUUCAAUAACAGUAUACCCGCUGACACGUCUCUACUCGUCUUUAUCCGCGAAUAUGCGGAACUUCGAGGCACUAAAGCGAUGUGUUAUGAAGGGGAUUGCGGUGCCUGUAUCGUAAAUGUAAUAUUCAAGGACAAAAGUAUAGCUGUGAAUUCAUGUCUUGUACCAGUACUGAUUUGUGACGGAUGGAAUAUUUAUACGAUUGAAAGUAUAGGAAACAAGUCAGACGGUUAUCAUAAGAUUCAAACUGAGCUUGCUGAAUGGAAUGGUUCGCAAUGUGGAUAUUGCUCACCUGGCAUGGUGAUGAAUUUGUAUAGUCUCGGGUUAGAAAAAGCUAUGUCUAUGGAGCAGAUUGAAAAUUCAUUUGGUGGCAACAUUUGUCGAUGCACUGGAUAUCGCGCAAUUUUGAAGGCUUUUAAGACAUUUGCCAUCGAUGCUGUUUCAAUGGAAUCGAAGGCCGUUCACGACAUUGAGGAGUUACACAAAGCUAAAGCUUGCCUGGAAUACAAAAUGCCAUGUGCACGUACUUACUACGAUAAGCAGCAUUCUGAUGGAAUCAAAAUUUUGAGCAUAAAAUUAGAGGACGCGUGCUUUUACAAAGUUACUACAGUCGAGGCUCUAUUUGAGUUAUUAAAAAGCAAUCCACAUGCAACGUAUAUAUUAAAUGGAGGAAAUACUGCACAUGGUAUUUAUCGUUCGAGCAAGAAAAAUAUGUACAUUGAUAUAAACAAUAUUCCAGACAUGAGUAACAUUACAAAAACUGAUUCGACUUUGGUACUAGGAGGAAAUGUAACCCUUACCAUGGCAAUGCAGGCAUUCCAGAAAUAUUCAAAAGAAAGCGGAUUUAAAUAUCUACGUCAAUUGAACAAGAACAUGAAAUUGAUCGCAAAUGUUCCCGUACGAAAUAUUGGCACCAUAGCGGGGAAUUUAAUGUUAAAACACGAGCACAGAGAGUUCCCAUCCGAUUUGUUUUUGAUGUUACAGACUCUCGGUACUCAGGUACACAUCCUGGAAAGUCCCUCUCAGAAGCAAAGUUUAUAUCUGUGGAAAUUUCUGAAGCUCGACAUGCACCAUAAACUCAUUUAUAGCAUUGUAUUACCAAAUCUUACUGAUCAGCACAUAUAUAGAUUCUAUAAGGUCAUGCCUAGAGCCCAAAAUGCUCGCGCUCAUGUCAACGCUGGCUUUCUCUUCAAAAUCGAUACCGACGGCAAAGUGUUGGAAUUACCUGACAUUAUCUUUGGUGGCAUUAAUAAAGAUUUUUAUCACGCAAAUCGCACGGAGGUUCUAUCGUUGGAUAAAAAAAUGUUUGACCAGCAAGACUUAAAGUCACUGUUACAAAUGUUAUCUGUGGAGCUACAACCUGAUCAUAUGCUCCCGAAUUACUCACCAGAAUUUCGCAAAAUUCUUGCCAUAGGAUUAUUUUACAAGUUUAUGUUAAGCAUCAAACCGGAGAUAAAACCUUUUUAUCGUGGUGGAGGCACUUCAUUAAAACGAAGUCUCUCUUCAGGUAAGCAAAAGUACGAUAGGAAUUUCGACGAGUGGCCAGUGAGUGAGCCUAUACCAAAGUUAGGAGCUUAUGAACAGGCAGCAGGUGAAGUCCGAUAUUGCAAUGAUCUGGGUCCGUAUCAUGGAGAAGUAUUUUGCGCUUUCGUUGUUGCCAAAAUCUAUAGAGGCAUGAUCAAGAGUAUAGAUGCAAGCGAGGUGCUUCAAAUGAAGGGCGUAAUAGCGUUCUUCAGCGUCGAUGAUAUACCGGGAAGGAAUUUGUGCAUUUCUGCCGCCAGUAAGUUGACGUCCUUGCCAGAGGACGAAUUGCUGUUCGCUGAAAAGGAUGUUUUGUACGCCGGUCAACCGGUCGGCGUAAUAGUCGCGGAAACGCAUAAUUUAGCGAAUGAGGCUGCGGAUUUGGUACAAAUUAUAUAUAACACACAUGAGAAAAAUCCGGUAAUAAGUAUUGAGGAUGCUAUUAAUGCGAAUGAUAAAACUAGAAUCAGGGAAACCGUCAAUAUUCCAGCAAAGAGGAAAGGAACCGAUAUUAAAUACGUAAUAAAGGGUGUCUUCCAAUGUGGUAGCCAAUAUCACUAUACCCUAGAAACUCAAUCCUGCGUAUGCGUUCCUGUGGAGGGUAAUAUGAACGUCUAUCCAUCGUCACAAUGGAUGGAUCUCAUUCAAGUAUCGAUUGCUAAUUGUCUUAAUGUCCGGAGUAGUAGGUGGAGCUGCUAUUUAACCGAUACUUGGACGUUGAUUGGAUUCGACGUGAGAACGGACUUACCGUCAAACACGUUUUGUCGGGCGUCAGGAUCUACGGAAGCCGUGGCUAUGAUCGAAAAUAUAAUGGAGCAUAUUGCAAAAGUGACACAAAAAGAUUCUGUAAAAGUCAGAUUGGCAAACAUAAAUGAUGUGGAUAAACCUGUUUUAACAGAUAUGAUGGAUGAUUUGAUGGCAAAAUCCAAUUAUUUGAAGAUCAUGGAGGAUACUCAGUACUUCAAUGCAAGAAAUCGUUGGAUGAAAAAGGGAAUUGCUCUGGUACCAAUGAAAUACUUGAUAACAUAUGAUAAAGGACAAUACAACGCAAUGGUGUCGAUAUGCGCUCGCGAUGGUACGGUAUGCGUGACACAUAGCGGUAUUGAGAUCGAUCAAGGUAUACAUACGAAGAUUGCUCAAGUAGCAGCUCGUACAUUAAAAAUCGAUAUUCACAAAAUCACCAUUAAACCAAGCAGUAAUUUAACGGCUCCCAACGCGUCAACUACAGGACACAGCAUUACCACGGAAAACUGCGGAUACGCAACGCAACAAGCUUGCAUACAAAUUUUGAAGAAACUGGAGCCAAUAAAAAAAAAAAUGGGAGAAACAACGUGGGAGAAGCUUAUUUUUGAAGCGUAUCGAGAAGGCAUUGAUUUGUGCGAACGUUACAUGCUGGUUACUGGACUAACGGAAGAUAAGAAAUCUUAUCCUGUUUAUGGUGUUACCAUUGCCGAAAUAAAAAUCGAUGUGCUGACCGGUCAGCAUAUUAUUAGGAGGGUUGAUUUGAUGAUUGAUAGUGGUCUAAGCUUGAAUCCACUAAUUGAUGUCGGUCAGGUGGAAGGAGCUUUCGUAAUGGGAAAAGGAUUCUGGACAUCUGAAGAUCUGGUGUACGAUCCUGAAACAGGAAUAUUAAUGAAUAACAAAUCAUGGAAUUAUAAUGCACCAGGAGUGAGGGAUAUUCCAGAAGAUUUCCGUGUAUACUUACGCAAUAACAAAGUCGACGCAAUUGCUAUCUACGGUUCAAAAUCGAUCAAUGAAGCACCGCUUUGUAUGAGUUACGUAAUUCCAAUAGCGAUCCGCAAAGCAUUGGAUUCUGCUCGAAUAAAUGCAGGAAAUAACGAAUGGUAUCAAUUGGAUGGACCGUGUACUACCGAACGUAUACUUCUAAAUACUUUAACUAAA
Molecule: messenger RNA, 3670 nt
Organism: Cyphomyrmex costatus
Lineage: Eukaryota; Metazoa; Arthropoda; Insecta; Hymenoptera; Formicidae
Product: xanthine dehydrogenase/oxidase
Exons: 18
Molecular function (GO): FAD binding; oxidoreductase activity; 2 iron, 2 sulfur cluster binding
Source: RefSeq, a predicted model, not a curated record